Molecule: messenger RNA, 447 nt
Organism: Brenthis ino (lesser marbled fritillary)
Lineage: Eukaryota; Metazoa; Arthropoda; Insecta; Lepidoptera; Nymphalidae
Source: the annotation of a GenBank genome assembly
AUGGCUCGUGGUUUUCUUUUAUUUGAGGCACUAGAGAUUGAGAACCGUGAAAACCAACGGCGUCACAGCCGCGUUACAGCACGACUGAGACGUAGACUUCGAAAUCAAGCCGAAGCUUUGGCGCUUUCUGAUACUGACUUCAAAGCCAACUACAGACUUACUAAGGAGCUGUUUAAACAUUUAUGCUCAGAGUUAAAACCAUUCAUGGUUCGGUUGAAAAGGAGAACAAAAAUCUCUGUAGAAUGCAAAGUGCUUACAGCUCUCUCAUUCUAUGCCACUGGCUCUUAUCAGAAGCCUGUUGGCAUGAGCUACUUGCAUGGGCUCAGUCAAGCUAGUGUAUCUAAUGCUGUGAAAGAAGUGACUAGGGCAUUAAAUACACACAGUAUACUGACCAAGUACAUACAUUUCCCUCAGUCUCGACAAGAAAGACAGGCAAUAAUAAAUGGG